Drosophila takahashii is the source of this 2286-nucleotide messenger RNA. RefSeq names its product CCHamide-2 receptor (gene CCHa2-R). Gene Ontology annotation, biological process: G protein-coupled receptor signaling pathway. The record is from RefSeq and is a predicted model, not a curated record. Gene Ontology annotation, cellular component: plasma membrane. Gene Ontology annotation, molecular function: neuropeptide receptor activity. NCBI's taxonomy places the organism in Eukaryota, Metazoa, Arthropoda, Insecta, Diptera, Drosophilidae.
AGCAGCAACAUAAGCACAGAACCUGCGGUCUUUGGGCUUUCGCCGGACGCAGCAGAAACGGAAGUGGCCAAAAGCGAGGCCAUAAAACGGCACGCAUAGAAACAGCAAUCGAGACAUCAGGCAGAGCCACUCCCCCUCCUCAACAUGUACGCCGCCCUAAUGGACGUGGGCCAGACGUUGGCAGCCAGUCUGGCGGAAGGCGGUGGCAACGAGAGCGGCCUCCUGGCAACGCAGGAGGGGCAGGGUCUGGACUUGGAGACCGGUCACAAUGCCAGCGCCGAUGGCGGAAUAGUGCCGUAUGUGCCCGUGCUGGACCGCCCGGAGACAUACAUUGUCACCGUGCUGUACACGCUCAUCUUCAUUGUCGGCGUCCUGGGCAACGGCACGCUGGUCAUCAUCUUCUUUCGCCACCGCUCCAUGCGCAACAUACCCAACACCUACAUCCUGUCACUGGCCCUGGCCGAUCUGCUGGUCAUCCUGGUGUGCGUGCCCGUGGCCACGAUUGUCUACACGCAGGAGAGCUGGCCCUUCGAACGGAACAUGUGUCGCAUCAGUGAGUUCUUCAAGGACAUCUCCAUCGGAGUCUCGGUGUUCACACUGACCGCCCUCUCCGGGGAGCGGUACUGCGCCAUUGUGAAUCCCCUACGCAAGCUGCAGACCAAGCCGCUCACCGUCUUCACGGCGGUGAUCAUCUGGAUCUUGGCCAUCUUACUGGGCAUGCCUUCGGUCCUGUUCUCCGACAUCAAGUCCUACCCCGUGGCCACGCCGAUGGGCAAUAUAACCAUCGAAGUGUGCUCUCCAUUCCGCGACCGGGAGUAUGCGAAGUUCAUGGUGGCGGCCAAGGCGCUUAUCUACUACCUGCUGCCGCUGUCCAUCAUCGGGGCACUCUACAUCAUGAUGGCCAAGCGGCUCCACAUGAGUGCCCGCAACAUGCCCGGCGAGCAGCAGAGCAUGCAGAGUCGCACCCAGGCCAGGGCACGUCGUCAUGUGGCCAGGAUGGUGGUGGCCUUCGUGGUGGUCUUCUUCAUCUGCUUCUUCCCGUACCACGUGUUCGAGCUGUGGUACCACUUCUAUCCCACGGCGGAGGAGGACUUCGAUGACUUCUGGAACGUGCUGCGCAUCGUGGGAUUCUGCACGAGCUUCCUUAAUUCGUGCGUGAACCCGGUGGCCCUCUACUGUGUAUCCGGGGUAUUCCGGCAGCACUUCAACCGCUACCUGUGCUGCAUCUGCGUGAAGCGGCAGCCCCACCUGCGGCAGCACUCCACGGCCACGGGGAUGAUGGACAAUACCAGCGUGAUGUCGAUGCGUCGCUCCACCUACGUGGGAGGAGCAGUUGGCUGUGGGCCAGCUGGCAAUCUCCGGGCCUCGCAGCACAGGAACAGCAAUCACGGAGGAGGCGGAGGGUCCGGUCGUGUGGGCAGCUUCCAUCGGCAGGACUCGAUGCCCCUGCAGCAUGGAAAUGGCCAUGGAACUGGAAUUGGAGCUGGGGUGGGCGGGGCAGCCUGCGGAUCAGGCGGUCGGGCAUCGGCGGCCGUGGGCGAAAAGAGGUGAGGCACGCUCAUUGUGGAGCUGCGGGAGGAGGAGGAGGUGGUGGUAUCCUUGCAGGCCGACGAGCAGCUCUGAGCGGAGACAAUGGGCCUAUGAUCUCACUUUGUGCUUGCACCACCCGCACUUUGAAUCACGCACUCUGCACUCUAAUACCAAGUGAUUUGUUUGUCAGUGCGAAGCUGGACUAAUUUCAAAUGGCACCUAUCCACGCGGUAAAUGGGGCUAUAAUGCAUCAAAGGAUGGACGAUUUCGGCACCAAUAGCACUUCUAUCUAACUCAGUGUCAUUGUACAUAUGUAUGUUACCAACAAACUUUUACCCAUUAAGAGUACUACACAUUUUAUGUAAUGUUAUCGUGUGCCAUACCUCUAUUGUACGUUAUGUGUUAAUUAAGUAAGUCUCUCAUAGCACAUUAAAUGUAACUCGUUAUUACCUGCCCCCAGUGCAAUAAAAUAGUAUUAUAUAAGCCACAGACCCGAAACACAGAAACCAAAAUGGAAACACACUCCUAGCUAAUUACCGAAUAUGGAAAUUGCUUAUAUCAAUAGGCUUAAAGGAUUUUAGCAUACGAUUACUGUAAAUAAAUGAAUUCCAUAAAUGUUAAUCGCUUGAAUAUUGUGCUAAAUGGGUCUGUAAUUUUAGAGUCGAAAUAUUGAAAGCUUGGACCAUAAAAACAGAACAAAUCCAGUUAUAUAAGUCGUUACGAAAGUGACCGCAUGCGUUACUAAACUUAGGCUGC